Salarias fasciatus (jewelled blenny) is the source of this 1369-nucleotide messenger RNA. RefSeq names its product transcription elongation factor A (SII), 1 (gene tcea1). The coding region runs from base 118 to 1053 and encodes 311 amino acids. Gene Ontology annotation, cellular component: nucleus. The transcript has 10 exons. Gene Ontology annotation, molecular function: nucleic acid binding; zinc ion binding. Gene Ontology annotation, biological process: positive regulation of transcription by RNA polymerase II; DNA-templated transcription; transcription elongation by RNA polymerase II. NCBI's taxonomy places the organism in Eukaryota, Metazoa, Chordata, Actinopteri, Blenniiformes, Blenniidae. The record is from RefSeq and is a predicted model, not a curated record.
GUCUGCUCGUCAGGCCUGAGUGGGUGUUUGUGUUGCAGCUCUUUGUCGUCUCUUUUUCUCUCUCCUUAAAUCCUCAUUUUCAUUGGGAGGGGGCGACAAUCCACCAUAUCCGUCAACAUGGGCAAGAAGGAAGAGGAUGAUAUAAUUCGAAUUGCGAAGAAGAUGGAUAAGAUGGCUCAGAAGAAGAACGGGGCAGGGGCUUUGGACUUGUUGAAAGAGCUGCGGAGUGUCCCCAUGACGCUGGAGCUGCUUCAGUCCACCAGAAUCGGCAUGUCCGUUAACGCCAUACGCAAGCAGAGCACAGACGAGGAGGUGACGUCCCUCGCCAAGUCCUUGAUCAAAUCCUGGAAGAAGCUUUUGGAUGAGCCUGGAGGUGGAGACAAGCCUUCUGACGAGAAGAGGAAAGAGUCGAGCACGCCUGUGGUUUCUCCGUCGCAGGGAAGCCCCGAGGCUAAAGAGGAGAGCAGCUCCAGCAGUAACUCCAGUAGCAGGAGCGAAGCCGCCGAGGUGGCUCCCAACACGCUAAUCAACACCUUUCCCCGAGCUCCGAGCACCUCCGACUCCAUCCGGCUCAAGUGCAGAGAGAUGCUGGCCAAUGCUCUGCAGACUGGAGACGACUACAUCGCCAUCGGAGCCGAUUGCGACGAGCUCGGAGCCCAGAUCGAAGAAUGCAUCUUCCAAGAGUUUAAAAACACAGACAUGAAAUACAAGAACCGAGUGCGGAGCCGGAUCUCAAACCUGAAGGACGUGAAGAACCCAAACCUGAGGAGGACUGUUCUCUGUGGGAGUGUGACCCCGGAGAGGAUGGCCAAGAUGACAGCAGAGGAAAUGGCCAGCGACGAGCUGAAGGAAAUGAGAAAGAACUUGACCAAAGAGGCCGUCCGGGACCACCAGAUGGCCACCACCGGGGGCACUCAGACCGAUCUGUUUACCUGUGGAAAGUGCAAGGGCAAGUGCUGCACCUACACCCAGGUUCAAACUCGCAGUGCUGAUGAGCCAAUGACCACGUUUGUUUUCUGCAAUCAGUGUGGAAAUCGAUGGAAGUUCUGCUGAAUGUGCAGACGUCGGCUCGUAGCAACCCUCCCGGACCAGGUGGAGCUCCCCGCAGCAGAUCAGACGCCUCAGCCGUUACUGUUCAACACAUUUACUGUUCCCGGUCAGCCCCCCGCCCCGCCCCGCCCCGCCCCCCUCCAGGACCUGCUAAUAAUGUCAUUAGUUGUUUCUCACUGUCAAAUAGAUGCGAUCAAUCUUGUUUCAACUUUUUUUAUAUGUAGUUUUAACACUUUGGACAAUGUUGUUUUGAUUUCCCCUCACAACAUUGUGUUGUUUUAUUUAAUUGCCCAAUAAAGUGUCAUCCAUUUGAAUAAAA